Molecule: messenger RNA, 2532 nt
Organism: Sphenostylis stenocarpa
Lineage: Eukaryota; Viridiplantae; Streptophyta; Magnoliopsida; Fabales; Fabaceae
Source: the annotation of a GenBank genome assembly
AUGAGCGGCAAAGGCGGCGGGGGCCACAAGGCAGGGAUUCCUCCGGCUAGUCGGAAGAUGGUUCAGAGCCUGAAGGAGAUAGUGAGCAACAUCCCCGAACACGAGAUCUACGCCACCCUCAAAGACUGUAACAUGGACCCUAACGAAGCCGUUAGUCGCCUCCUUUCCCAAGAUCCUUUUCAUGAGGUCAAGAGCAAGCGAGAGAAGAAAAAAGAGACUAAGGACACAACGGAUUCCAGGCCUCGAGGGAUAAGCAAUACGUCUAGUCGUGGCAGCGGCGGUGGUGCUAGGGUUGGCGCGGACCGCUAUGUUGGGCGUGGAGGUGCUACUCAAUUCAGUAGUAGUGGUGAAUCUGGUCUCCUGCAGGGGAAACCUUUGUUGAAAAAGGAAAAUGGAGCGCCUGCUUAUGGAGGUUCUACCUUUUCCGCAUAUGGCACAUUGGACAAUAAUGCAAACAGGCAACUACCAUCCUACAGUGAUUCUGUCCGUGUCUGUGAUGCGCUAUCUCCAUCACAACAUGGUGGAUUGCAAUCUGCAUGGGCGGUGAACCCAGGUCAAGUAUCAAUGGCUGACAUUGUCAGGAUGGGUAGGCCACAGGCGAAGACAUCCAUGCCCAACUCUUCUCUCCACAGUGGUAACCAUCAAAAUGUUUUUGCACCCCCAGCAGCUUCACAGCACAAUUUGCAUUCAUUGCAAGGUCAUGUUUCUAAGGUGUCAGAGACAAAUAAUGAUCAAGUCUUUGCUUUUAACUCCCAUGUUGAGCAGAAUGAUGAAUGGCCGUCUAUUGAGCACCAAUCAGCUGUUUGUGUAUCCUCAGUUGUAGAUGAUCAUCCCACAUCUGAGUACCAUACAAACUCAUCUAACUCUGCUGAAGCUAACCAGCAGUUGAAGACCCAUGUAAAUGAACUUGUAGCUGAAGAUGAUCCUGUUGCGAAUCCAGAAAAUGCUGGGUCUACUAAAAGUACAUCUGAAGAGAAUCCUGAAAGUACAUCUGCUUUAGACGGUAGCCUGUACAAUGACAUAAAUCCCUACCAACCUCAUCGGCAUUCUUUUGAAAAUAAUGAAGCUGAAGGUGGUGUUUCAUCAGUUGCUGCAAAUUUAGAGCAGCUAAAUUUACACUCAAAUGAUCACGGAACAGAACAAGAGGAAGAAAAUUCAUCUGUAGUAAUUCCUAAUCAUUUACAACUCCAUACCCCUGAAUGCUUAAAUCUGAGCUUUGGAAGUUUUGGAUCUGCAAACAAUGCUGCCCUUUCUGGAUCUGGCCCAUAUCCAUCUAGGCCCUUGAAAAGUAACUUGGAGGAUACAUCUGGAGCAACUGAGGUUUCAACAAUUGGAAAUCCGGACUAUUAUGGAGAUGAGCAUCUUACUGGUGCCUCGGAUGGGAAUUUAGCUCACAUAACUGGUGUGGAUGCUGUGACUUACGAACAUUCCUCCAUUUCACAAUCAGAGACUUUAAAAUCUGAACCCCCUGAAACUGCUCAGGAAAAUCAAUAUUCAUUUCCUUCUUCUUCACAUGAGUUUACUUACGAAAAUACCCAACAACUAGAUGUUACAUACCCUCAUUCACAGACAAGCUCACAGAUACAGAACCUGUCUCCUUUCUCUAGUGUAAUGCAGGCUUACACCAAUUCUUUGCCCAGUGCUCUGUUAGCGUCAACUGUUCAAACAGCAAGGGAGGAUAUCCCAUACUCACCCUUCCCUGCAACACAAUCAAUGCCUGUGAAAUAUAGCAACAUUGCUUCUUCAAUUGGUGGUCCCGCUAUAAACAUGUCAGAGGCUCUAAGGGCUAAUAACAUUUCAACUCCGCAACCUAAUCCGCAAGCUUUACCUGGUGCCAAUGUUGCCACUGGACCUGCACUUCCGCAACAACACCUUGCUCUGCAUCCCUAUUCACAGCCUACGCUUCCACUGGGACAUUUUACUAAUAUGAUUAGCUAUCCAUUCUUGCCUCAGAGUUAUACCUACAUGCCUUCAGCUUUUCAGCAGGCAUUUGCUGGAAAUAACACAUACCACCAAUCUUUGGCCGCCAUGCUUCCUCAAUAUAAAAAUAGCAUUUCUGUCAGUAGCUUACCUCAGUCUGCUGCUGUUGCAUCUGGAUAUGGUUUUGGAAGUUCCACCAGCAUUCCUGGAGGAAAUUAUCCAUUGAAUCCACCUGCUGCGCCUACUAGUACAACCAUUGGAUAUGAUGAUGUUAUAAACUCUCAGUACAAGGACAACAAUCAUAUGAUCUCAUUACAGCAGAAUGAGAAUUCUCCCAUGUGGGUUCAUGGACCUAGCUCUCGAACAAUGUCUGCAGUUCCUCCGAGCACGUACUACAGCUUCCAGGGACAGAAUCAACAAACGGGGGGAUUUCGGCAAAGUCAACAGCAGCCUUCUCAGCACUUUGGAUCUCUUGGUUACCCUAAUUUCUACCACUCUCAGAGUGGGAUAUCUCUGGAACAUCAGCAGCAGAAUCCUAGGGAAGCAUCCCUUGCUGGUUCUCAAAGCCAACCACCUAAGCAGACCCAACAAAUAUGGCAAAACAGCUACUAA